Molecule: messenger RNA, 2089 nt
Organism: Drosophila gunungcola (fruit fly)
Lineage: Eukaryota; Metazoa; Arthropoda; Insecta; Diptera; Drosophilidae
Gene: Zw
Product: glucose-6-phosphate 1-dehydrogenase
Exons: 4
Coding region: 329-1906 (525 amino acids)
Biological process (GO): pentose-phosphate shunt, oxidative branch; glucose metabolic process
Cellular component (GO): cytosol
Molecular function (GO): glucose-6-phosphate dehydrogenase activity; NADP binding
Source: RefSeq, a predicted model, not a curated record
CCGCCGCCGCUGCCGCCGCUUCAUUUCAUGCUUCGGUCAGUCAGGGAAUGAUCGUGCUGGGCUCCAAUACUGUGCUACCGAGGGCUCCGCGACUCGACGCCGCACUCAUUUGCUAAACACAACCCAAACAUAGCACAACAACGUACAACUCUGCCGUAAUUACACAGUGGUUGCUUAAAUCCGACGACCGUCGAAGCAGCGUUUAAGCUGGUGAAAUCUCCAAAGCCAAACAACAGAAAGCCCAUUGGGUUAAUUGUCAGAAAAAAAGCGGCCUUAGAGUGUUUAUUUUGUUUUUUUUCAUUGUGCGGACUGGACAACUUGGGUCAAGAUGGCAGCGCAAAAGGAAGAUCACACCGCCCUGGAUCUCAUCAUAAAGUCGCUCAAGUCCCCGACCAUGGUCUGUGAGGGCACCCACUUCGACGGCAAGAUCCCGCACACGUUCGUGAUCUUUGGGGCUUCUGGCGACCUGGCCAAGAAGAAGAUCUAUCCCACACUGUGGUGGCUCUACCGGGAUGACCUGCUGCCCAAGCCCACCAAAUUCUGCGGCUAUGCCCGUUCCAAGCUGACGAUCACCAGCCUCAAAACGCAAUGCCUGCCGUACAUGAAGGUUCAGCCCCACGAGCAGAAGAAGUACGAGGAGUUCUGGGCCCUCAACGAGUACGUGUCCGGCAGCUACGACGGACGCACUGGGUUCGAGCUGCUCAACCAGCAGCUGGAGCUGAUGGAGAACAAGAACAAGGCGAACCGCAUCUUCUACCUGGCCCUUCCACCCAGCGUUUUCGAGGAGGUGACCGUCAACGUCAAGCAGAUAUGCAUGUCCCUCUGCGGCUGGAACCGCGUGAUCGUGGAGAAGCCCUUCGGUCGGGAUGACGCCUCCUCGCAGGCGCUGAGUGACCAUUUGGCCGGACUGUUCCAGGAGGAUCAGCUGUACCGCAUCGACCACUACCUGGGCAAGGAGAUGGUCCAGAAUCUGAUGACCAUUCGCUUCGGCAACAAGAUACUCAGCUCGACGUGGAACCGCGAGAAUAUCGCCUCGGUGCUGAUCACAUUCAAGGAGCCCUUCGGUACCCAGGGACGUGGUGGCUACUUCGAUGAGUUCGGCAUCAUCCGGGAUGUCAUGCAGAACCAUCUGCUGCAGAUCCUCUCGCUGGUGGCCAUGGAGAAGCCGGUCAGCUGCCAUCCGGACGACAUCCGCGAUGAGAAGGUCAAGGUGCUGAAGAGCAUUCAGGCGCUCACCCUGGACGACAUGGUGUUGGGCCAGUAUCUGGGCGAUCCGAAGGGCGCCACCGAGGAUGCGCGCACCGGCUAUCUGGAAGAUCCCACCGUUAGCAAGGACUCGAACACGCCCACCUACGCCCUCGGCGUGCUCAAAAUCAACAACGAGCGCUGGCAGGGAGUGCCCUUCAUCCUGCGCUGCGGCAAGGCUCUCAACGAGCGCAAGGCGGAGGUGCGCAUCCAGUACCAGGACGUGCCCGGCGACAUCUUCGAGGGCAGCACCAAGCGCAACGAGCUGGUCAUCCGUGUGCAGCCCGGCGAGGCCCUCUACUUCAAGAUGAUGACGAAGAGCCCCGGCAUCACGUUCGACAUCGAGGAGACGGAACUGGAUCUGACGUACGAGCAUCGCUACAAGGACUCCUACCUGCCGGACGCCUACGAGCGACUCAUUCUCGACGUCUUCUGCGGCUCCCAGAUGCACUUCGUCCGCUCCGACGAGCUGCGCGAGGCGUGGCGCAUCUUCACGCCCAUUUUGCACAAGAUCGAGCGGGAGCGCGUCCAGCCCAUCACCUACCAGUACGGAUCGCGGGGCCCCAAGCAGGCGGACCGCAAGUGCGAGGAGAACAACUUUAAGUACUCCGGCUCCUACAAGUGGCACGGCGGCAAGCCGGCCACCUCCUCCAAUCUCUAAACGCCCCAAUCCGGGUUGGGUUCAUCACUGCACACACUGCACACACUGCACACACUGCACACACAGCACACACAUCCUCUCUGUCCUUACAUAUCUAUAUGUAUUCUUUGGUUAUUUGUAAUCUUCUCUUCGGUUUGUACAAGAAUUUUUUUGUUAAAUAUAUGAAAUAGCAUUUAACUGGAA